Notolabrus celidotus (New Zealand spotty) is the source of this 1377-nucleotide messenger RNA. RefSeq names its product P2Y purinoceptor 4-like. Gene Ontology annotation, biological process: positive regulation of Rho protein signal transduction; phospholipase C-activating G protein-coupled receptor signaling pathway. NCBI's taxonomy places the organism in Eukaryota, Metazoa, Chordata, Actinopteri, Labriformes, Labridae. The record is from RefSeq and is a predicted model, not a curated record. Gene Ontology annotation, cellular component: membrane. The transcript is spliced from 2 exons. Gene Ontology annotation, molecular function: G protein-coupled receptor activity. Bases 228 to 1208 code for a protein of 326 amino acids.
CAUGUCGAUCAAGUCCUCCAGAGACUCUUGGAAAGUAAAUCGUACAUUGAGGCGGAUAAUUGCGAGUUUCCCUCCAGCAAGAUCAGUUCUUUUGUUUUGGAUAUUGAGAGGGGACAAGUUGAGCCAGCUAAACCUGUUGUCUCUAGUGACCUUUGCCCUGCAGCUGAACCCCCACCUUGAUUCUUGACCACCACCAAGCAUUCCCCCUUGGAUUUUUGACACCAGGGAUGGGGCCUUCAGUACCUUGUGAUUGGGAGGGUUCUGGUCCUGAGGAACGUGCACUGAUUCCCUGGUCGGUCAUAUUGGCCUCGGACAUGGUGAGGGAGUUUCACAGGGCUCACCCUGAAAGGCCCGGGGGGUCGCCUCCGGUAACAAGGGGCAUACUGAACAACAUGAACACCACCAUCGCAGAGAACUUUUCAUCAAGCUCCUCUGAUGAGUCUUACAUAUGGCCAAUUGUGUCCAUGUUCAUCAGCCUGACCCUCAGCCUUCCUUUGAAUAGUUACGUCAUGUGGCUGAUACUGAGAGCUUCCAGAGAGUCUAUAGCCUCAGACUUCUUUUCUCUCAACCUUGCCAUGUCUGAGAUCUUUUUUUCUCUAUCUGGCGUGUGGGUUCUGCUUUAUGAAAAGUUGAAAUUAUUAUCAUGUAUGAUAACCUUUCUGUUCUCACUUGGCCUUCUCUUUACAGCACGCCCUCUCUUUCAGUGCUGCAUCUGCAUUGAGUACUACGUAGGGGUUGUGCACCCUGUGUUAUUUCUGAGGUUUAAACCCUUGAGAUACAGGGCGGCCUGUUGUUCUGUUAUCUGGCUGAUUAUUUUGGCGUCUUGCUUGUACAGCCCAUUCACCUUUUUUAAACCAUUGUAUAUGUAUGCAUAUUUCAUCCAAACUGUGUUGUUGCUUGGUGUGAUGCUGUUCUGUUGCCUCUCAGUUCUCCGUGCUCUGAAACGCCCAGGACCAGGAGACAAAGAGACGGGGAAGAAGACGAGUAAUGCGAUGAAGAGGAAGGCCUUUAAAAUCAUUUCACUGAUCAUGGUUUUCAUGACCAUACAUUUCUUUUUGUACAUGGCUGCAAUUCCACCGCAAUGUUGUCUGAAGAAGUUUCAUGAUGUCUUUAGCCUUUUCAUAACUGUAUCUUUAACCACUGGGUCUAUUCAGCCACUCCUCUACCUCCAGCGGUUUGGAAAACUUCCCUGUGUGAGAAAGAUUUAAUUACUCCAGGAACAUAUUCCUAUGCAUCCAAAUAUACAUUUCUGAUCUUAUUUUGUGAAGAUUGAUGUCAUGUUUAAAACAUUUUUGUAUAUAAGCUUGAGUUUUCAAGAAUUGCGCAUUGUGUUCCUCUUGUUCUCUUUACUUCUGAAUUAAACUUCUGUAAAGCUCA